AUGGCCUUGCCAGAAUGGGCUGCUCAGUAUGAGGACGACCCUGCUCUGCGAGAAUCCCUGGCAGAGAAGGAGCUCUGUGAGACACGAGUUUGGCGAAGGGAUGGGCUCGAUGUUACUCGCGGUUCAACGCGCAAAUUUGCAGAGGCACACAAUUCCCUCCGAAGAGGAGCGGCUCAGUUCUACAUCAUGAACAGCUUCGUCCUGGCCCUGCCGUCCCUUCUGGAGCUCCUCUUUGCCGCGAGGAACUUCAGCUCCGCCUGUGGCUGGGCCGCGGCCGCUUGGAUGACUGUCGACAGCGUGGUCUGUCUCUUUGGGAGCCUCCUCAGCCUUUGGCUCUGCCUCCAAGCUCAGGUUCUCCAGGAUCUCGAGCUCCAGGAACACCUGGUAAGGAAGGCCCGUGGUGACCCAGAACUUCCAGAAGAGCUGGAGGGCAAGGUCGACAAUUUCAACAAGGUCACGCGCUGUGCAGUGAUAUCGAUCGCAGCUUCCAUGCUUUCUUCACUGGUUCUGUGGGCAGUGGGGUUGUGCAUGUUCUUCUUCAAGGAUCUCUCGCAGUGCGACGAUGUGCGAAGGUGGGUUCGGCUCAUGACCUGGGUGCGUGUCCUGAUGCCCUUCUUCUUCUUGUGCU
Symbiodinium necroappetens is the source of this 628-nucleotide messenger RNA. The record is from the annotation of a GenBank genome assembly. NCBI's taxonomy places the organism in Eukaryota, Dinophyceae, Suessiales, Symbiodiniaceae.